Molecule: messenger RNA, 759 nt
Organism: Microdochium trichocladiopsis
Lineage: Eukaryota; Fungi; Ascomycota; Sordariomycetes; Xylariales; Microdochiaceae
Exons: 3
Coding region: 1-759 (252 amino acids)
Molecular function (GO): nucleic acid binding; zinc ion binding
Source: RefSeq, a predicted model, not a curated record
AUGAGAUCCAGAGGUCCUGUGGCCUUGGGCCAUUUCGCGAUUGCUGUUGACGCAUCGCUCGAGGCUUCAUGCCAUUUCCUCGAUGCCGAAGCGACCACGGAUAAGCUCAAGACCUUCAAUCCUAGAGUCACCGUCCAGGACAAGCGUGGCUGCACUACCCUCGACAUCUCGACCAAUUGCGUCAAGGAUGCUCUCGAUGGCUCUCAUCUGAAGUUGACCAGCAGGGCAAUCCGUCGCCAAUUCGAUGCUCUUCGUGAGGCCUUCAACACUCAUGAUCAAUCCGAGAAGCAUCGCAUUUGCAUCACAAUGUCCAGUGAUCAACGCGCUGCUGGCCCGGGACAGAUGUCGCCAACGAUGACAUACUUCUUCCAAGCGUACAGUAUCAAGAACUGCGACUGGCAGAGAGGCUGGUUGGCGAAGCGCCCCAAGGCACGAAUCCUCAAUCCCGGCACAGUCAUUCGCCUUGACAACACGUCCGGCAACACCAAGGCAUGUUACACUUGCAACAGCACUGACCACCUUGCUCGAGACUGUCCACUGACUCGCCGAGACUUUGCUGCACCGACGGCAUCCAAUGAGAUCGAGCGCAUGAUGUUGGCGUACCGCGAGGCUGCAGAGACUGGCACUGAGGUCUCUUACGUGGCUAACGCGCCUCUUGAUGGCUCCCCUGCUCUCGGAACUGGUGCUGGGACGGGUGUGAGGGUUUCCGCCUGGAACAGGAUUGUGGACGAGUGGCAACAGGAACAAGAAGAGAGAUAG